Cataglyphis hispanica is the source of this 2684-nucleotide messenger RNA. RefSeq names its product mitochondrial uncoupling protein 2-like. Gene Ontology annotation, cellular component: mitochondrial membrane. Bases 511 to 1467 code for a protein of 318 amino acids. The transcript has 6 exons. The record is from RefSeq and is a predicted model, not a curated record. Gene Ontology annotation, biological process: response to cold; adaptive thermogenesis; mitochondrial transport. Gene Ontology annotation, molecular function: oxidative phosphorylation uncoupler activity. NCBI's taxonomy places the organism in Eukaryota, Metazoa, Arthropoda, Insecta, Hymenoptera, Formicidae.
CGGAACUUUUUCGUGCGCAGAAACAGAGAUACCUUCGACGCGGCGUCAUGUUCGCUUCUAUAAUUUUGUGAGAAAUGUAUUGAGUCGUGAGACAAGUACCAUCAUAACAAAUGGAAACCGAUUAAUCGAUCGUGUUUAACAUUACAGAGAAUAGUAUGUAUAAAGAAGUUCACUAUCAGGAAAUUAAACACGAGUGCUCGCGAUCGGGAGGACUCCACGCUUAUCCCGAUCACUUCAGGGAACCGUAUCUUUAAAACCACCGUUCAUGAACAUCUGAAGGUUCCUGUCGUCCUCUGGAGGACCUUGUAUAUAGUGUACAUAGUAUCUUUUGUCUGUAACGAAAACGAAAGGAGUUUUCUGCUGGAGGAAGACGAGCAAGCUUGCGGUAUCUUGUCACGCGAGGGAAAAGUUAUCCAAGAAUCUUGCACCGUCCUACACGUACCGUGCACCUUUUAACUUACACACAUCAGCGAUAAUAAAAGGGAGAGAAAGAAAAAAAUCGAAAGCAUCAUGAAGCAAGGAACGUCGGAAGAUUUUUCACUUGGCUUGAAGUUAUUUACCGCCGGCACGGCGGCCUGCAUCGCCGAUUUAGCUACCUUUCCGUUGGAUACCGCCAAAGUCAGAAUGCAGAUUGCGGGGGCAGGACAAGCUUUAUUGCUGGCGUCAGCGGAAGGUCCGGUUUUUGCAGUAAGAGCGAGCCAGCCGGGAUUGUUCCAGACCAUCGGGAACCUCGUUAGAUUCGAAGGCGUAAGGAGCCUGUACGGAGGUCUGUCCGCGGGACUCCAGAGACAGAUGUGUUUCGCCAGCAUACGAUUGGGCCUCUACGACAGCGUGAAGUCACUCUACGCUGGAUUCUUCGACGCAGGUAAUAGUAGAAGCUGCACAUCGAUAGACAUUGGCGUGCGGAUUGCUGCAGGAAUCACAACGGGUGCUUUGGCGGUGCUGCUGGCUCAGCCGACCGACGUUGUUAAGGUCCGCUUGCAAGCUGGAAAUAAUGGGCGAUCGACGGUGAGGUAUACCUCCACUCUGCAGGCUUAUAAGAAUAUCGCUAGCGUGGAAGGCGCGAGAGGCCUUUGGAAAGGAACCAUGCCGAACAUCUCGCGGAACGCUAUCGUGAAUGUGGCGGAGAUAGUCUGUUACGAUGUCAUCAAGGAUCUCAUUCUGGUCAGCGGCUAUCUCCACGACGGGAUACCGUGUCACUUGACGGCCGCAACGGCCGCGGGACUUUGCACCACUCUGGCAGCGAGUCCUGUGGAUGUAGUGAAGACGCGUUACAUGAACAGCGCAGCCGGCGAGUACAAGGGCGCGAUAGACUGUGCCAUCAGGACCUUCGUCCAGGAGGGCCCAUCCGCAUUCUACAAGGGUUUCGUGCCGAGUUUCUCGCGCCUAGUUUCCUGGAAUAUCGUACUCUGGGUGACAUACGAACAAAUGAAACUGCAGCUGAAGAAAUGGCAUGGCAUCGAAUAAAGAUCUUUUUGUUCGCCGAUUAUUUUUUGCAAGUCGGAGUGAAAAAUCAAUGUAAUCCUAUAAUAUUGAGUUAUUUUAUCGAAAUUCACAUGUUCAAUAGAGAAUUAGCGGUUACUUAGAUGAAAUGUGCGUAAAUGUAGAUAAAUCGGAAAUUCUUAUUCCGCCAGCAAGUACGUGUUAAUCUUAAGAUAUGAUUAUGGCUGAUGAUGAUGGAAAAUAUUCUCAUACUGUUUCUUUAGUCUUUACAUUUUUUAUAUGUAAUUGUAUUAUCGUUGAAUUAGUCAAUAUUUAAUUGGUCGUUAAUCAAAUUCUAAAACAAAAAUUAUUUAUAUCUUUAAAUGAUAGCAAUAGAGCUAUAAUUUCAUAUUGAUUUACUGAUGCGACUUUUACUUAUAAAUGUGCACAAGUAUUUAGAAGACAGUGGAGAUUUCUUAGUUUGUAUGCAACCAAGUUUGGCUAAGCAUCAGUUUUAUAGACUUAUAAUAAAGCAAUUAGGCCUUUUCAGCGAGGUAGAAAUGAUGAUUACAUGGGCAUCAUUAAUGAAACAGACAAUAAUGUUAUAAAAGAUCGUUGCGAUCUUUGCUUAAAAUAGCUAGAGUCUCACAAAGAAUUUGCAAUUAUAACGAAUCCUAUUUUCAAUGCUUUAAUUAAUUAAUUCACAUACGUAGCGCGCAAUUUUUUGCAUGUACAAUAUAAUCUCGAUUCAGUCAAUUAAUAUUAUACAGGGCACAAUUUUUAUUGUAGUUUUAUCGACGAAACAUUGCCAUUAAAUAAUUUAAUCUGCGAGCGAAACAUUAAAAAAAAAUCCUCUAUUAUCAAAUUUUACAUACUUUAUUAAAUCGUUAUUUGUAAUAAAAUACAUUCAUUCCCAACUUUUAUAAGACGACAAUAUCAAAAUGUCGUUUUGUAAUAUAUUUGCUCUUUGCAAUGUAUCGCCGAUUUCUGAUGACGAUGACCGUGUUCGAUCUUAAAAUGACAUAUAUAAGUAUACUAUAUGAGCAUUACAUGACUGAUUAUGCUUAAUUACAAGGUGUAUUCUUAUAUCAAAAAUUUUCUAAUUUGCUUGAGAAAUAAUUAAAAAAGAAAAUGCUUCAGAUAGAGAAAGCGAUCUCAUCAUGAAUCCCUGCAAUAUAGAAAUAUAAAAUCAAAUUGUAAUUUAUAUUUUUCCUGUCAUCUAAUUUUGAGUUUUGAUUAAAAUUAAUUUAUUGGUAAUAUUA